Molecule: messenger RNA, 3428 nt
Organism: Sinocyclocheilus rhinocerous
Lineage: Eukaryota; Metazoa; Chordata; Actinopteri; Cypriniformes; Cyprinidae
Product: transient receptor potential cation channel subfamily M member 4-like
Exons: 24
Coding region: 123-3428 (1101 amino acids)
Biological process (GO): calcium ion transmembrane transport
Cellular component (GO): plasma membrane
Molecular function (GO): ligand-gated calcium channel activity; calcium-activated cation channel activity
Source: RefSeq, a predicted model, not a curated record
GAGUCUCGAGCGAUCCCGGACUUCCUCGUUCAGUCAUGGACGUUACGCGGUGCAGCAGCUGAGCGCUCUGAAGUCAAACUCACGACAAACAGCGACUUUACAAAGUCCGUAAACAAACCAAGAUGAACGAAAAGGAAGCUGAAGAAAGUGCAGUGGUCGUGAUGCCGAAACAAGAUCUGAGCUGGAUUCCAGUGUUCUUUAAAAAGAGAGUGUGCACAACAUUUGUGGAGGACUCUUUCAGUAAUGGCGGUCUGUGUCAGUGUGGGGCCACGCGAGACUUCCACCCCUCAGUGGCCCUGGGUGAUUACUUCAGCACAGCCAUUGUCAGUCACUGGGACAGCACACAGCACUCCUCCGAGCAGCCCACAGAUGCCUAUGGAGAACUGGAGUUUGCAGGAGCCGGCAAGAGACACAGCUAUGUGAGAGCGUGGAUCAUAACCGCAGGACUGAGGGAAGGCAUCGGCAGGUGUGUAGGAGAGGCUGUGAGAGAUCAUGCCACUGCAGUGUCUUCCGUCACUUUCAAUAAAGUGGUUCCUAUAGGCAUUGCUCCCUGGGGUCUGGUACAUAACCGCCAACAGCUUGUUAACCCUGAGGGAAGUUUCCCUGCAAAGUAUUUUGUCCAAAAUGCAACCCGUGACUCCUGGUGUCUGGAUAAUAACUACAAGGCUUUCCUUCUGGUGGAUGAUGGGACCGUAGGACGUAAAGGUGGGGAGGUCAGUUUCAGAGGCCGUCUGGAGGAUCACAUUUCACGUCAGCGUCCAGGCAGUGCAAGCAUUGAGAUUCCUGUUCUGAAUAUGCUGAUAUCUGGAGAAACUUCCAUGGUGGAGGCAUUAGAUACCUCUCUGAUGAAUUCAAUGCCCUGGUUGGUCCUGGCUGGUUCGGGUGGGCUUGCCAAUCUUGUGAGUGACAUCGUGGAGAACGUGCAGUCUGCUUCAGUGCCUGUACUUGGAGCAGAGAAGGAGGAAGGCACUCCCAACGUGGAGCUUAGAGAACGAAUAGCCACGAAAGUAAAAAAAUACUUUCCUUCAGAGCGAGACAUGGACAAGCUUGUUGACAAGGUUUUAAGCAUCUAUCAGAAAAAAGACCUCAUCUCCAUUUAUCACGCAGAAGGAGCGGAUGAUUUCGACACUGUGAUGCUUAAAGUGCUCGUGCAAGCGAGUAAACAGCGGGUUUCAGUGUCUACUAAUCCCUAUGUUGAUGAGUUGAAGCUGGCUGUAACCUGGAACAGAGUGGACAUUGCCAAGAGUGAACUCUUCAAUGGAAACAUUGACUGGAAGUAUGAAGAUCUAGAAGAUUCCAUGACUGAUGCCCUGAUGAACAAUAAACCCCAGUUUGUGCGUCUCUUCAUUGACAAUGGUCUGAACAUUUUGGACUACCUGUCUUACGGCCGACUGGAGGAUCUUUACAACUCCAUCUCUGACACCUCUCUGGCCGGCACUCUCCUGCAGCAUCUCCUUGACGAGCGCAAGAACGAGUCUAGUGGUCAGACAUGUCGCGUCAGCGUUUAUGAGGUGUGUCAGCUGCUGGAGGAUCUAUUGGGAGAGGUAUGCCAGCCCUUCUAUAGGUCUGUGCUCAAAGUGGACGCAGCAUCUACCAGAAGAAAAGCUCUGAAGAAAGUAUGUGCGGUCCUAAAGGAGGAUUGCAGGUAUCGGAAAGUCAUGUGUAAGCACCCGUGGUUAUGUCUCUUCCUCUGGGCGGUGCUGCAGAACCAUAGUGAGAUGGCGAUCUUCUGCUGGGAAAUGUGCGGUGAGUCGGUUCUGACGGCUCUGGGAGGAUGUAAACUAUUGAGGGAGUUGUCUAAACUGGAGAUUGAGACAGAAGUUAAGCUAUCCAUGAAGGAGUUGGCCAUGAAGUUUGAGUGUAUGGCUCAUGAUGUGUUUAGCACAUGCUACCAAACCAAAGCAGGUUAUUCCUAUAAGCUACUGAUCCGCAAGUCUCAUCUUUGGGGUGACGCCACCUGUCUGAAGAUGGCCAUGGCUGCUGACGCCCGUUUUUUCUUCAGCCACGAUGGAGUACAGUCCCUGCUGUCUCAGAUCUGGUGGGGUGACAUGGAAAGAGGAACUGAGCUGUGGAAGCUCGUGUUGACAAUGAUCAUUCCUCCUCUCCUCUACACCAACCUCAUUGAUUUCAAGAAAGCAGAGAAUACAGAAGAGUCAGUGAUGGCACCUCCAUCCUCAGCAACAGACUGUCAUUACGGAGAGACUGUCUUCUCCUUCGCUGACAUCAAGCACCAUGAAGGCGAUCACGAGGACUCAAAUAACAUCAGACGACUGACAAAAGGUACUGCUAUAAAUUCCCAAUCCAAGAAGUGGCCCUUUUGGGUUUCCCGCUGGAAGCAGUACUGGUACGCCCCCGUCUCUUCAUUCAUCGGCAACCUUGUGAUGUACUUCGUCUUCCUGUUUCUGUACGCCUAUGUGCUAUUGGUCGACUUCAAGCAGCCUCCCCCCGAAGGCCCUGCCGUUUCUGAGUAUGUGCUGUAUUUCUGGGUGUUCACGAUCGUGUGCGAGGAGAUUCGAGAGACAUUCAUUGUGGGCAGUAAGACGUUUUCUCAGAGGUUGAUGCUAUAUGUUCAAGAUGUGUGGAAUAAGUUUGAUGUCCUUGCCAUCUCCCUCUUCAUCGCUGGUUUGUGCUGCAGGAUGUUCAGUUGGUCUUUCAACAUGGGACGUGGUAUACUGUGUGUGGACUACAUGGUCUUCACGCUGCGACUCAUUCACAUUUUCGCAAUUCACAGACAGCUGGGUCCCAAAAUAAUCAUACUUGGCAAAAUGAUAAAGGAUGCGUUCUUCUUCUUAUUCUUCCUGGCGGUGUGGCUGAGUGCGUAUGGAGUGGCCAAUCAAGCUCUACUAUACCAAUACGACCCAAGCCCUGAUAGAGCGUUUCGACGAGUCUUGUACAGACCAUAUUUGCAUAUAUUUGGACAGAUUCCUGUGGAAGAAAUAGACACUGGGAAGUAUUGGGAUAGAGACUGCACAGAUAAUCUGACACUGAUUAAUGAAGGGAAAGAGCCAUGUAGAGACACUAGCCACAACUGGCUUGUGGUCAUUUUGCUGGUCAUCUUCUUACUAGUCACCAACAUCCUACUAGUCAACCUGCUCAUCGCCACAUUCAGCUAUACCUUCUCUAAGGUUCAAGAGCGCAGCGACACAUACUGGAAGUUUCAGCGGUACAAUCUGAUAGUGGAGUAUCAUUCACGUCCAACUCUUGCUCCACCCUUUAUCAUCCUAUCCCACAUCAACCUCUUAAUCAAAAGAAACUUGCGCAAAGUGCCAUCCACCAAAAUCCACCGAUUUGCGGUGGAGUUGAAGGGUAGAGAUGCUAACAAGCUGGUGAAAUGGGAGACCUUGCAGAAGGAGAACUUUCUGGCUCUCGAGAACAAAAAACGAAGAGGGACAGACUCAGAGAGGCUAAAACGCAUGACUGCUAAGUGA